Phanerochaete carnosa HHB-10118-sp is the source of this 1890-nucleotide messenger RNA. RefSeq lists its product as uncharacterized. The coding region runs from base 200 to 1627 and encodes 475 amino acids. The record is from RefSeq and is a predicted model, not a curated record. The transcript is spliced from 7 exons. Lineage: Eukaryota; Fungi; Basidiomycota; Agaricomycetes; Polyporales; Phanerochaetaceae.
CCCUCGCACGAGCCACACCCCCUUCCCGCCGUCGCCCCGGUACGCAGCGCAGCGCGUCGACGAUCAGAAUAUUAUCGCCCUCGGGAGCCUGUGCCGCCACCGCGCAAACCCAUUCGUCCCCGCGCGAGAGUCCCCGACCGCUCUUGAACUCCAACCACCACCAUCUUCCGGGCCCAGCGCCCAGCGCCCGCCGCCCACCAUGCUCAGUCGUCCGCGAGACCCGCUCCCCAGCGUCCACAAGCUCACAGCCAUGACUGCGAGGAAUCAGCCCGUGCUCCAUUCCACAAAAGACGACAUUGGCUGCCCGGUCACCUUCAUCGAUGGACAGUUCAAGGGGCGGACGAUUCGAGCAGAGUUGAUAGAGCUGCAGAAGGCAGACUUGGGAAGAAAAUAUGCUCGAAAAGACAGGCGUCCGCUCGAUCCACCUCCGGUCGUGCAGCUCAAGCUCUAUGAUAUUCUGCGCUCAGGGACCGCUUACGAAGAGCAUAAAGAGUUCGAGAGCUACGAUGACGUGGGCGGGUUCGGUGUUUUAUGUCACAUAGAUCUCUUCCAGGUACAGCCACAAGAAGAACAGCCGACGGACCCCUCUGAAGGCCCGAAUAAGCGUCGUCGCAAGUCAAGUUCACGUACUCGUCCAAGCUCAUCUGCCGCAGCGCCGCUAUCUACGCCGACGUCCGCGUCCCCGACACCUACACCCUCUGCGGCGUCACCAUCGUUCUCUUAUGCGCCACAACAGAGUAACUCUCCUUACUCUAGCGCAUCUCCACAUACCGGCUCAAGCAGUAGCUCUUACGGCGGCCCGUACACCUUACCCCCGCCAGCUCCGCCAAGUGGUACGGGUCAGGUCACGCUCCCACCAAUAUCAUCGCUGAAUCCUCCCGGCUCGUCAUAUGGCUCAGGGUUCCAACUGCCCCCGAUGCGUCUUCCUCCGCAUGGGUUGUCAGAUCGGACGUUGCCUCCACUUCCACCGGGACCACCGCCUUCGCAUACACAUGCCCCAUACACGUUUCCGCCACCACAGCCACCUACGGUACUACCUCCACCGCACCAGCUAGCCGGCCAACCGCCACCGCCGGGGGCUACCGCCGAGUCACAAGAGGGCAAACCGGUUCGCGCGGGACUAGACGCACCUGAGGGAGUUCUGGCGUACCUCAACAGAGCCGAGAUCCGCGAGAACGACAAGUGCACCGAGGCCCUGUCCGGCGCAACGAUCGCGCAGUCGCAGAGCGUGGAGUACAUGGGCCGCAAAGUGCUGAUGUUCGUUUUCUCAGACAUCGCCGUGAGGAACGAGGGGACGUUCAUCCUGCGCUACCGCGUGUUCAACCUCUUUGGCAAGGUCCAUGGCAGGACCGAGAUCCCUGUACUCGCAGAGUGCUACGGCGGGCCCUUCCGGAUCUACAGCACCAAGGAGUUCCCAGGUCUCCGCCCGUCCACUGACCUGACAAAGCAUCUCUCGAUGUUUGGAGUUCGCCUGAACCUGCGCGAGACCGAGCGGAAGCGACGUCGCGGCGGGGGCGGCGAGGGCAGCCCUGGACCAUCGGAUGGUGCGCGCGGACGCCGUAGAAGACGCAGAAGACGCAACGACGACGACAGCGACGAAGAUGAACUUAGCGACGACGACGACUAGGUUCCUCGGUUGCGAAGACAGGAGUUGUGGUAUCUUGAUAGGAUGUGAAAGGCUUCUUUAUUGUGCUAGGUUAUUUACCGCUGUCUCGCGAAGUCCCUCCCCGCUGGGCCGCCGUCUCAGUAUGGCCCUGUGGGACGUCUCACAGUGGAGGCGUAAUGUAUUAUACGCAAAACUCCAGCUUGCUUUUUCCCACUUGGUUGUGGUUCCUGGUCGAAUAGACUAUGUCUCUUUUUAGUGCCACCAGAGCUCGCUUUCGUUUUUGC